AUGAGGUUACGAUCGAUCAACGUUUACCGUUUGGAGUUCAUUCGUUCAGAAUGCACUCAGACCUCAUUGAAAUACGGCGUUCGUGUUCGGUUUGCUCCAUCCCCAACCGGGAAAAUGCAUCUGGGUGGAUUACGCACUGCACUUUAUAAUUUCCUCUUUUCUCGGUCACAUAAAGGUAAAUUCAUAUUGCGCAUUGAGGACACCGAUCAAAAACGUGCUGUAGCUGGUGUUUCCCAACAGGUCAGUUUCGUUUUCGAUUCACAUUUUAUCGAGAAAACGUUGGAUUAUUAUGGAUUAAAACGAGAUGAGGGUCCUUGUGAAGGUGGCCCGUUUGGUCCUUAUGUGCAGUCAAGUAGACUGAAGUUGUAUCAAGAAGCUGCUGAACGACUCGUGGAUAGCGGUCAUGCUUAUCGAUGUUUUUGCACCAAAGAGAGACUGGAAAUGCUAAGAAGAGAAGCGUUGAAACGACGAGAAACACCGGGCUAUGACAACCAUUGUCGUUCCUUAUCAAAUGAAGAAAUCAAAGCUAGAAUGCAUGAUAAUUUACCUUUUGUUAUAAGAUUCAAACUUAAAUCAGAACCAAUCACUUUUCAUACGUUGUUAAAAUUAGAAUUAAUUUCAAAUUUGAGAGCAUUCGAAUGGAACCAACCGAAAUGGAUACAUCUGCCGUUAAUCACAAGGGAUGGUUCUAAAAAACUGUCGAAACGUGAUCACAUACAAACGAAAUCAUAUCCUGGUUUAGGCUCGGUAAAGAUUCCCGUUCGCGGGGGAAAGUUUUGCUCGAAAUCGAGUGGUGUACCACUGUCAUUGAUUUUACCGAGCCUGAGCCCGGCUACGAUUCGACUUAUAUCUAAUUACCUUGGGUUAAGCACUGUAAUUUAUUUUUAUGAUCAACUAUUGCAGGAUUCGUUUGUUGAAUUCUACCACGAGCAUGAAGGUUACCUACCAUUGGCAGUCAUCAAUUUUCUGUUGCGAAACGGAAGUGGUAUACGUAACUUUAAUGUCAAUCAUUUGUAUACGAUCGAUGAACUCAUUGAAAACUUCGAUGUGAACACCAUUGGAAGACGUAAUUUCAUGAUGGAUCGACAAAGUCUGGAUCAGUACGGACGUUUAGCCUUUGAAAGUGCUGACUUUGAUGGUUUGAUCGAAGAUGAACUCAUAAAAUACGUCAAGAAACAUUUCGGUUGUGACGAAGGAUUGAAUGAAUUGAUUAACGACACGAAAUAUCUCAAAAAAGUCAUCGCUUUCCUACGAUCCAACGAAGAGACCUUCUCACACAUAUCGCAACUCUCAUCAAAUCAGUUCAAAUUUCUGUUCUCCUAUCCGUCUGAUUCAAAGAAAAUUAUCGAUGAAUUCGAUCGAAAUUUAGCGAUUGCGAUCAUAAAUUCAGUUCGCAACUGUGACGAUCGUAACUUGGAUGCACUGAAGCGUUUAGCGAAAGAAAACGAUAUGAAAUAUCCGAAACUGUUGCAUCUUGUAAGACUCGCGUUGAUCAACAAUCCGCACGGUCCACCAAUACUUGAAUUAUUUGAUUUCUUCGGUGAACAACAGUGUAAUGAACGCUUUGAUAGAAUGUUAGGAAUGCUGAAUAAUACUGCCAAAUAA
This is a messenger RNA of Anisakis simplex (herring worm), 1605 nucleotides long. The record is from the annotation of a GenBank genome assembly. Lineage: Eukaryota; Metazoa; Nematoda; Chromadorea; Rhabditida; Anisakidae.